AUGAGACUCGUGUUUGCCGCAGUGCUGUCUUCCGCGGUCGCCGCCAUCGCCUCCAGCGCCGCAACUUGGGGCGAUGUUCACACCUAUCCUCGCCAUGCCGGCCAACGCAGCCGAGUACGAAGCGAUGUCCUUAAAUACUUCAACUCUCUAGCAAAGCGUCAAACCUCGGAAGAUGUUCUCCAACCACCUCCAUCUCAAGGAGGAUCCGCGGCAGAUUUCGACAUGGACAAGUGGAAUCAAGAGACGAAGCCGGUAUGCACCAACGCCGUUGGUGCACUGGAUGGUCAAGCAUCAAAUUCUGCCGGGAUGGCCGUAUGUUACAAUGUGCCAUUCUUGGAUCAAGCCACCGGUGUCUUUCAGGCCGAGCUCCGAAUAUUCAACGUUAGCGUACCAGUCAACGAGUGGGUUGGUGUCUCGGCCGCAGACAUCAGUGUUGCGUUGCGAUAUUUAGGUGCAACAGUGCAGAGUACGAUGGGAAUGAGGCAGAUCAAGGGAAAGAGACAAGCGGAGAGAGAGGAUGUCAUCUUUCUGGAUGCUCUUGGCAAUGCUGUGAAUCUUCGGUCAAGACAAGUGACAUCUGAUGGAGGGUCUGUUGGGUCGGAAUUGAAGGUUCUGACAUAUGUUGGUAUGAUCAACCGCAAUUUGAUGGGCCCAGCGAUGACAUUACCUGAACUCCAGCCUUUGCUCGUUCCAGAGAUCACUCUAAUGGCGACCAACCCCGUCACCCAGGCUGUAGUUAAUACCACACUAUCCAGUACCGAAGCGGGGUUUGUGUCCGGCGUCUUCGCAAACCAGGGCGCGAGCACGAUCGAUCCCGCUGCCCAAGCUUCAGCAUCGGCGCUGGCUGCGACCGCGACGCCUUUUAUCUUGCCAGGCGUGACUCUGGGCAUCUUCCCUACUGGUCUCAUCAUCACACUUGUAUGGACCGCCGCUUUUCUUGCGGCCGUUGGGUUCGGAACUAUUAAGCGUGUACAGUUCAGGGACCAGUAUCGGCGGCGGAUGAAGAGGGAGCUUGGUGCCACCGUGAAGCGGAUAUAG
Eremomyces bilateralis CBS 781.70 is the source of this 1038-nucleotide messenger RNA. RefSeq lists its product as uncharacterized. The record is from RefSeq and is a predicted model, not a curated record. The transcript is spliced from 2 exons. The coding region runs from base 1 to 1038 and encodes 345 amino acids. NCBI's taxonomy places the organism in Eukaryota, Fungi, Ascomycota, Dothideomycetes, Eremomycetales, Eremomycetaceae.